Chaetomium globosum CBS 148.51 is the source of this 660-nucleotide messenger RNA. RefSeq lists its product as uncharacterized. Lineage: Eukaryota; Fungi; Ascomycota; Sordariomycetes; Sordariales; Chaetomiaceae. The transcript is spliced from 6 exons. The record is from RefSeq and is a predicted model, not a curated record. The coding region runs from base 1 to 660 and encodes 219 amino acids.
AUGGCAGAGGCAGAGUGCCCCUGGCGAAGAGAGACAAGGUGGUGCCCAAGAGACAGUAGUGGGUGGUGCGGACAGCACAACGACAACUGCCACCGAGGCCGCAGCGAACAACGGGGCUUGAUGCCCGCAGAGGUUGACGAGGAUACCACGACCAGCCACACUCAAGCAGGCCCGAUGCCCAUCCAGGAGGGUUUGACGAGCGGUGCGGCCUUUGCUCCUGUGUUUGUGGCUGCACCCCUCCCCAUCACGCAGGCACCAGCAGUCACACCCCAACCCUGCCGUGUUGCUUCGCCCUCCCCUCCCGCUUCGGUCGUUUGGUCGGUCGGCCCCUUUCGGGCAUCCCUCCUCCCUCCGGCGGCCGCCCCGCAAGAGUCCCAGUCUGCCCCUGCCCCCUUCCGCCUCGAGCCACCCUCGCCGACCACCCUUCGGGCCCUGGGUCUCUUGCCGGGCGUGCCUGCUCCCAUAGUGGGCUCGCCGGCCUCAACUGCCCACGACCACAGCGUGUGGAAAGCGUCAGUGACGGCAUGCGACCCGUUCAUGGGGUAUGAGGAGGCUGGAUCCCCUACCCAGGGAUCUCCUACUCAGGGAUCAUCUACCCAGGGAUCCCUACCCAAUGUCCUUCCUUUAGAUUCUGACCAAUUCAAGUCGAGGCAUCCAUAG